AUCCCCUUUCUUAUUCAAAACAUUGGUCAUAAAUAACUUGAACAUGUUAUUCAAGAUUCUAUGGAUCGAAAGAGGAAAGGGUAUUGAUAAUUCUUUACAUUUCUUGUACUUACUUUCUGAAAUCUUAAAGAAAGGUAACCCACCUCAGUGGAACUAGAAAUGUGCCCACUAAAACAAAUAGGAUGCAUACACUAAUUGCGGUCUAAAAUUAGCGAAGGGAUGAAGCAAUGUUUUACCAUAUUUCUGUCUGCAAGCAGAACCGGAUACGAAAAUGUGAAGUCUGUAAGGGUAGUUGAUAGGUUAAAGAGCUAGCGGAGCACAGAACAAGGUAUGAGAAAGUUGGUAUAGCAUAUUUGUGUCUGUAAGCAUUGUUGAUCAGGUAAAGUGGUGGAGCGCAGAACCAGAUAUGAGAAAGUGAAAUCGAUGAUAAGCUUUUGGAGCAGAGCACAAAACAAGGUAUGAGAAGGUUGAGUAGUUGAUAUCCAUGCACAUCUUAGCAAAACUCUAUCAAAAUUUGACAUUUUAUUCAUAAUUUAUUUCGAUUUAGUACGAUUCUUGUACAACUUUUCAUAGUAAAUACAAGGAUGAUACCCGAUAUUAUCAAAUUCGCGGGAAUCAUCAAAUCCACAUCACUAAAAAUCUGAAAUCUGAAUUCAUUAUUGAAAUUCUAUGUAAUUUGAUAACCUCCUAAGACAAGAUAAAAUAGGGUCCAACAUAGUCGGGAACCAGUUUGAUCCUAAACUAGAAUGUACUUAUCCCAACAUCCGAACGCACGGUUACAACUGUUAUCCAGUUAGCUCAUGUACAUCAAAAUCUGUGCCACUGGAUAAAAAAAGAAGGUAGUGAGAUGAUAAUAUCAAGAAUGUUAUCAUCUUCAAGUCCUAUCAUCAGAACCAGUUCAACAACAAUGGCAGCAAUUCAACUCUGUUCAUCAUCAGCCUUUGUUGUUCAACAUCAUAACAGCUUGAAAAGAAGCCCCUUCUCUUCAUUUCCUGUUAAACCACUUGUGGCUACAAGAGCUUUCUCUUCUAAAAUCUCAAAUUCAGCUGCCAAAGAUGAAUCUCUACCCUGUAUCGGUUUUCUGGGUCUUGGAAUUAUGGGUUCUCCAAUGGCGCAAAAUCUUUUACAAGCUGGAUGCGACGUAACUGUUUGGAAUAGAACGAAAAGCAAGUGCGACCCUCUUAUAAAUUUGGGAGCAAAAUAUCAAACAACCCCUGAGGAAGUUGCCUCAACUUGUGACAUCACAUUUGCCAUGCUUGCUGAUCCUGAAAGUGCGUAUGAUGUUGCAUGUGGAAAAUAUGGAGCUGUAAAUGGAAUGACCCAAGGAAAAGGGUAUGUCGAUGUUUCUACUGUUGAUGGUGAUACUUCUAAACUGAUUAACGACCAAAUCAGAGCCACUGGAGCAUUAUUUUUAGAGGCUCCAGUUUCAGGCUCGAAAAAGCCUGCUGAGGAUGGUCAGCUGAUAUUUCUAACUGCAGGGGAUAAAGUUCUGUACGACACUGCAGCUCCAUUUUUAGACAUUAUGGGAAAGUCAAGGUUUUACCUUGGAGAUGUUGGAAAUGGUGCAGCUAUGAAACUUGUUGUUAACAUGAUCAUGGGAAGUAUGAUGGCUUCAUUUUCCGAAGGAUUGCUUCUUAGUGAAAAAGUAGGGCUGGAUCCAAAUGUUCUGGUUGAGGUAGUGUCCCAAGGUGCUAUAAGUGCACCAAUGUUUUCGAUGAAAGGUCCUUCAAUGAUUAAAGCUGUCUAUCCAACAGCCUUUCCUUUGAAGCAUCAACAAAAGGACAUGAGACUUGCUUUAGAGCUAGCUGAAUCCGUAUCUCAACCUACUCCAAUUGCAGCUGCUGCUAAUGAACUGUACAAAGUAGCAAAAUCUCAUGGUCUUAGUGAUCAAGAUUUUUCAGCAGUAAUGGAAGCACUGAAAGCAAGGUUGCAAAAAGAGUAAAAUCACUUGAUAUGGUAAUUCGUUCAAAUCGCGUUUCUACAGACAAAAUUUUCCUAGUAAGUGCUAUAUUGUUAUGGAAUUUGUUAUGUCUAUAGAGAUUCCUUGAACGCAUAUAACCGAGCUUUCACACACACACAAAAAAUGAAUAUAUUGCUAUAUGUCAUCAUGUAACUAAAACAUCAAUUUUAAUGAAAUGGAUGUACUUUUGCCUUUUUCCUGUG
Molecule: messenger RNA, 2163 nt
Organism: Papaver somniferum (opium poppy)
Lineage: Eukaryota; Viridiplantae; Streptophyta; Magnoliopsida; Ranunculales; Papaveraceae
Product: glyoxylate/succinic semialdehyde reductase 2, chloroplastic-like
Exons: 12
Coding region: 848-1942 (364 amino acids)
Cellular component (GO): chloroplast
Molecular function (GO): NAD binding; NADP binding; glyoxylate reductase (NADPH) activity
Source: RefSeq, a predicted model, not a curated record